Molecule: messenger RNA, 2285 nt
Organism: Cryptococcus deneoformans JEC21
Lineage: Eukaryota; Fungi; Basidiomycota; Tremellomycetes; Tremellales; Cryptococcaceae
Exons: 6
Coding region: 29-1972 (647 amino acids)
Source: RefSeq, a predicted model, not a curated record
UGCAGAGUGCUUGCAUACGGCAUCCGACAUGCCCACCCGAGCGACAAGGUCCACGCAGGAAGCCCCGCCGCCGAGCCCGCUGGCCGCCGCCGCCGAGGCCCCCAUGAACAAACGCAAGCGCCCGUCCCACGACCCGCCCCGGCGGCCCUCGCCCGACCAGAAACGCCCGCGCGUGGUCUCCCAGCCAGAGCCAGCCGGCGCAGACGAGGAGCACGGCGAAGCUGGCCACUCGUCCCCCGCCCGGUCUCCCCCGCCUGCGGCUUCCGCGCCGAAUGUACUGAGCACCGAGGUCCGCGAGGCGUUGAUGGACAUCAUAUCACAAAUGGCCUUGGACUUGCCAGAACCCCUGGAAAAGGCCCUCACGCUGUGGCUGCCCCCCGACUUUGUCGAGGACGAGAAAAACACGCUGCAGUAUAUCCUGCGCCAGCCAUCGCUGACAUGGGAGGAGCUGGUGGAUGUUAUUCAUGUGUUUUCCGAAAAUCUCUUGUUCCCUGUCCGCUACCCCAAUCCAAUACCCCCCAGGGCCUCUUUCAAUAUUCCUCCGCCUCCCCUGCCCUCACACUAUCCCCCUCAUAAGAUUUACAAUUUCUGCGCUGCUCUUUACGGUCUAUUGUUGGACGUCCAACCUGCCAGAGACCAGAGUAGCCAUUUCCGGGCAGAGCGAUGGGCGCUAGUACAAAAGACAUCGCAGGGGGGCGGCGAAUGGUUCACAGGGUCGGUUGAUCACAACGAAACUGCCAAAACGGGCGUGUCUGGGGAAAAUGCCAACACAUUAGAAACGAUGACCACCCAGUCCAGAUUAGGCAAUGCGACCCCAAUAACCUUGAACUCUAUUCUGUGUGAGAAGAAUCGUGAUGUUCCCCUUUUAGGGGAAUCUGUCAUACGGCGCGCAAGCUUGAAAAUGAACAGAUGGAAGGAACUAAGAAGACGAAAAACUGGAGGAGGUUUUGGCAGUAUAGCUCGUGGAGUCACUAUACCGAGUGUUGGUUUUUCGAUAUUUACUCCGACAUUCGGUCCUGCAUAUGAUUCAUCAGGGACAACUGCUGGCCAGGGUUACUACUUCACCGUCGAGGCGAUGCAUGAACGUGCCAGGCAUCGGGAAUGGACGCAGAGGGCUCUUGCAAUGGAUCAGACGUUGGAAGAAGAAGUCUCAGGGGAGCGUAUAGAGGAGAACAUUCAACAGAGAGCGCCCACAGUGGAUGGGGCCCUGGUCGAGAAUGGUCGGUUGAUCGAAGAGUUACAAACAUGGCAACAGAUAAGAUUAAGGAAAGGGAUAAAAAAUGCGACUCAAAGAGAGCAGGUUUUGGCACAAGAGCUUUUAUCCUCUCUUUCUCAGCUUACUCAAGUCGUGUCCCCAGCCCAGUUAUUACCAGCCUUGCUUACGAGGCCCGGAUGGUCUCAUAUACUUGGCAGGCGUAUCUUGUCUACCCCUUCGCCUUCUAUCCGGGGCACUCUUGAUCCUCGACGUCCACAUGCGUUACACGAUAACACAACAAUUCAGCUUCGAUCGAGCCUUGCAAAGAAUGGUGCCAGUACCAUUUCCAACGGCUCGCUUCCUCAUAACACACCGUCAUUGGUGAAGACGAGUUCCAUGCCGCCUCCUCCAUCACCGCAAUUCAACGCUCCACCCCCCCAUAUUCUUCCCAUAUCGUCACCGCACAGUCUAAGUCCAGUAGUAACUUAUAAUGUUCCUGGUCGCACACACUCGCCCUACUUAAGUCCUGCGACCCCUCAACCUCAACAUCAUACCUAUUCUUCAUUUUCCCCAAUGCCUCCAGCUAUGCCGGCGGCUCCCCUCGUGCACAAUCGAGCAGUGCAGGCUAUACCUCCUACGGGAACUUAUCUGAGAUCCGGGCCCGGGCCGUCAAGUUUACGCCAGAGUCUUCACCAAAUGCCCAUGGGGCCACAAGGCUCGGGUGUUUAUGGCAGCCCAGCGGGGCCCGCCAAUAACGAGUACAUGUGGAGACUUUAAUGCUCGGAACAAAUCUAGAGACGAUCCGCUUGGCCGUCGGGCGACGGAAGAAAUAUGCAACAGCUCAUCGGUGGAAUGACGAGAUGUCGACUGUGAAUCUUCGGGGCGAUCCUUGUCUUUUGUUCAGCUUCAAACCAGGGAGAUGUGCGGGUACGGUGCAAACUAUGGCCAUGUAAGCUAGCGCUUAUAGAUCGACAAAGCAACAUGGAAGAAGGUUCCUUUGCUAUUUUGAAUAGACUUUUUAUGUAAGAGCUUCCUUAUAGUACCUUGUUAUAAUAUGAAUGGCCAAAAUAUGUUGGCAAUUUUGGUUAUC